UAAGCGAGCAGCAGUCGGUGGCGGCGGCGGGGAGGGGAAGGAGGAGGUUGCCCAGAAAAGGCAGCCGGCAGCCAGCUUCCGCAGCAUCGGCUGAGCCAUCAUGACACCCUUUUCUCUAAAAAGAUUGCUGGCUGACUGACGGCGGUGCUGCGGACCUUCCCCGUGGGCCAAGCCGGCCAUUUUAUUGUGUUGUGAGGUAAACUCCCAUUCAUUGGAGCGUCGGGGACUGUAGGCCGCGCCUGAGGGAGGCGGCCGCCGAGCUCAAUUAAUGCAGCCUUUGAACAGACUGGACUGAACAGACAAGGCGGAGGAGGGAAAAAUAUCCUCCGUGGGAAGCAGAUCGCCCGUGAAUGCUCGUUUAUUUUCUCGGGAAAUUCGACUAUUUUUAAAUAAUAAAAAAAAAUACAUAUAUAUAUAUAUAUUUGGAGAUGGUGGAUGUGGAUUUCAGUGGCUGCGGUGCAUCUGGAGAUGGCAGCAGUAGCAGAAAGAUGCUGGAGCUGUCUGACUGCGCUGAGAUUGUACCUCUGGAGCUGUACGAUUCAUCCAGGGCCAAGAUUGCCGCCAAUCUGGCGUGGAUCUUUUCCAAAGCCUAUGGAAUAGAUAAUAUCCCUGAGGAUUUAAGGGAUGCUUUCUACACCGACCAGUAUGAACAGGAGCACAUUAAACCACCUGUCAUCAAGCUGCUGCUGUCAAGUGAACUCUAUUGUCGUGUCUGCAGCCUAAUUUUGAAAGGGGAUCAGGUGGCUGCAUUGCAGGGUCACCAGCCUGUCAUUCAAGCAUUGGCUCGCAAAGGCAUUUAUGUUAUGGAAAGUGAUGAUGUACCAGUUUCAGAAUCGGACCUCACACAGUCUCCAAUCAAAAUGAGUGCCCACAUGGCUUUGAUUGAUGCUCUGAUGAUGGCCUAUACAGUAGAGAUGAUCAGCAUUGAAAAAGUAGUGGCCUCUGUGAAGCGUUUUUCGACGUUUAGUGCCUCAAAGGAAUUACCAUAUGAUCUGGAAGAUGCCAUGGUGUUCUGGAUAAAUAAGGUGAACUUAAAAAUGAGAGAAAUUACAGAAAAGGAACUUAAACUUAAACAGCAGGUUGUGGAGAGUCCAAGUCACCAAAAGGUCCGUUAUCGACGAGAUCACCCCUUGAACAAGCAGUUGCCAUUUUUCCCUUUGAUGGAGGAUUUAAUGAGGGAUGUGUGUGAUGGCUGUUCACUCCUGGCGGUUAUUCACUACUACUGCCCGGAACUCAUGAAAUUAGAAGACAUUUGUUUGAAGGAAGUGACUUCAAUUGCCGACAGCUUGUAUAAUAUUCAGCUACUGAUAGAUUUUUCACACCAUUAUCUGAACAGAAGUUUCUAUCUCACGCUAGAAGACAUGUUGUACAGUCCUUUAGUGCUGAAGCCUAAUGUUAUGGUGUUCAUUGCUGAGUUAUUCUGGUGGUUUGAAGUUGUGAAGCCCGACUUUGUACAACCAAGAGAAGUUCAAGAAAUUAAAGAUGCUAAAACACUCCUACAACAGAAGAGUUCUCGCCCACCUCUUCCGAUUUCCAAUGCAACAAAGCGAAGCUUUAUGGUCAGCCCAGCAAAUGGUCCAGCUGAUAUGUCAACACCUGUUCCACAGAGUAGCCCAGAGAUUGGAACCAGGUAUUGCCUGCAUCCUGAAGAGUUUGUCAAAGGAAGCCCUGCCUUCAGUCCAUCUCACCCACUAUUGCCUUUAAGACAGAGGCAGUAUAAAUGUCCCUUAUCUAGUGAAGACAGCACAGAUACUCGGCAUCGUUCAAAUUCCUUAACCCGAGUUGAUGGGCAGCCAAGAGGUGCAGUGUUGGCCUGGCAAGAAAGAAAACCAAGACCCCUUUCUCAGCCAACACCAUUCGCCCUUCAUUAUGCAACUGACAGCGAUAUAGACGCCGGCUCUGGAGAUAGCAUCAGCCUGGCCAGGUCUAUUAGUAAAGACAGUCUCGCAUCCAAUAUAGUCAGUGUAACCCCAAAACAUCAAUCCCAGUUACUUUCUCCACCUGCAGAAAGCAAUGGAAAAAGCUUGUUGAGGAAUGUGGACAUGGAAGAUGAGGAUGAUGAGGAGCUAAUAGCAAUAAUUAAGUCAGAUGGGGAGCUGGUUAACAAUUCUGACCUUGAGUUACAGAGUGUUUCAUCAAAAGCCACGAGUCAGCUAUUGCCAUCAAAGUCACCCAAAAGACAGCAGAAUGACCAUGCAUUAGCAAACCAAGCUGGUGGUUUCUUUUUAGAACCUUUAAUGCCUGCAGUCUUAAAACCAGCCAAGGAAAAUCUCCUCAUUGUUAACAAGUAUGAAGAAUGUGGGGAACGAAAAUACAGACCUUCCUCAGCAAAGAGAAUGCCAGAUGGACAUUUGCCUUCAACACGCAAAAAAACAGUAAAUGUCAAUGCUGAGGCAGAUAUUAACAGGACUUUCACUCCCAUAACUAGCUCUGACUUCCUAGUAGUCUCUGAUCCAACCACUGAAAAGUCAUUGCGACAUCUUGAAGAGCCAGGAGUCUCCUUAAGUCACUUUAGGCCUUUGGCUAGUAGUAGUGUUGAAGCUUCAACUCAGGGGGAGUCUGGGGGCUUUUUCCUUCAUACUGGUGAUCUCGAUGAAGGAUUGGAUGGUAUGUCAAUAAACAAUGCAACCAUUGUAGGCAGCGGUAAAGCACUUGAUGCAACAUGGACUAUGAAUAUGCAAGAUUCCGAUUCAGAAGUGCUAGAUAUGGAAGAGGCUGAACAAGAUCUAGUUACCGAUGAGGAGGUUCAACAAGUUAGAAGUGGGUAUAGUGGUGAAGAGGAAUCUAGAAAAUUGCAUCAUGAUAUGAAGGUAAAGGAACAUGAGGACAAGGAUGGUGCCAGUGGGCGUUCCAGCCCUUGUUUGAGUACAAUCUCUCAGGCUAGCAGCACGUCCAUGGCCAGUACCAGUAUUAGAAUGACCAGCUUUGCUGAACGUAAACUGCAAAGACUCAACAGUGCUGAGGCAAAAUCCAGUGCAAGUAGCUCUCAGAAGACCACUCCAGAUGGGUCAGAAUGUUGCCCCUUACCCAUGAUGACAUGGAGGCAGAAACGAGAACAGAGCCCCAAUAGACAGGCGAAAGACAGUGCUCAGAUGCUGGCCUCUGAACUUGUUCAGCUUCAUAUGCAGCUUGAGGAGAAACGCAGGACAAUUGAAGCCCAGAAAAAGAAAAUGGAAGCACUCUCUGCCAGACAGCGUCUGAAAUUGGGCAAAGCUGCUUUCUUACAUAUCGUUAAAAAAGGGAAGAAUGAAGGUAUUCCACAGCCACUUAAGCCUGAAUAUUUCACAAAGGAAGCUGAACAUCCAAAUAACAAGGAAACUGUUGCUCUUGUAUGUCAGUCACCUAAAGCAGAUGAAGAUUUUGCAAAUCAAGAAUCCAAAGAGGAUUACUUAAAACAGCUGGAAGAAGUAGGAGCAAAAGAUUUGUGUGAGAAAAUCACAGAAAACGAUAUUCAAGAGAGCAUCGCAGCAGUUAGGCAGCGGUGGUUAAAGGAAUCUUCGCAGGCAGCUCACGAUGUUGACAAGAACAAGGUGAAUUCUAAUGGUGGUUUUGAAGAUGGAGCGGCAGAUGUUGAUGUGAAUGAAUACAACCGGUCUAUUGAGAAGCUUAAUGAAACUCUGAGCAACCUUCAGUUUGAGAUGCACAAGCUUUCACAGCAGCAGGAACUGCUGAUGAAGCUCAAGGACCAGGCGCCAACCACACCUCUACCAAAUGUUAAUCGCAACCUGCAGGACCAUAAGGUCAGGCAAGCAGCACAGAUUGUGGAACCACUAUCGCCCACAGGGAGUAGUCCAUCACAAGCUGUGCGUAAGCAGCCACGCAGCACUCCAAUGAAAAGUCCCCGUUCAGCAAGGCCAACUGAGUUAAAAGUGUCUCGGGAUUCUAAAAUGCAAGGCUCUUUCCGAAUUAUCACGCCGACACACAGUGUAGAAACUCUACCCCAUCUGCGACCCUCCCCAAGUAGUAAACUGCUAAAGCCUGAGACUGAUGAUAUUGCUGUUGAUGGUAGUGUUAAUACAGGAACUUUAGAAGGCAGAUCUUCCAAAGGUUCUGCAGAGCAUACUUCUGAAAGGACAAAGGAUGCUGAUGGCCUCAAGCAGGGCGAAGAAAGUAACCAGCGGACAUUGGUGCUUUCUACAUCCCAAAAAGACAGUUAUAAUUAUUUCUUUGAGCAAAUCAACACUGAGGCAGUAGUUAGCACCCCAAAGAAGCCUGAAUAUCCAUCGCUUAUCACUUCAGAUAGAUCAGGGAAAGAGAACAUUCCUAUUGAGGAACAAUCCAAAAACAAGGCAAACCUCAUUGAAGUAGAUAUAUCUGAACUGAAAGCACCUGCAGAAGGUGAAGCAUCAGAAAGCCAGGGCUUUUCCAGCAGUCAGAUGAUCAGUGAAUCUGAUCAGAAGUCUGGAUUGGGAUUUUUCUUCAAGGAUGACCAGAAAGCAGAAGAUGAGCUGGCAAAGAAGCGUGCUGCAUUCCUCCUUAAACAACAGCGCAAAGCAGAGGAAGCUCGCUUACGAAGACAGCAGCUAGAUGCUGAGAUAGAACAGAAGCGUGAUGAAGCAAGGCGCAAAGCUGAAGAGGACAGGAUUCGUAAAGAGGAGGAGAAGGCGAGAAGAGAGUUGAUCAAACAGGAAUAUCUAAGGCGUAAGCAGCAGCAAAUACUGGAGGAGCAAGGACUUGGUAAACCCAAACCUAAAGUUAAGAAGCAACGCCCAAAAUCAGUGCAUCGGGAAGAAUCCUGUAGUGAACCACCAUCUCAAUAUCCUUCUACCCCUGAUAAUCUGAGUAGUGCUCAGUCUGGUUCCAGUCUCUCUCUAGCAUCAGCUGCUACUACUGAAGCAGAAAGUGUGAACUCUGGUGGUGGGAGUGGUAGUGGUGGUUACUCGCAAAGGACAGACUCCAUGGAGACAUUCUCGGUGUUGAGCAGAAAUCAGAGUAGGAACACAGAACGAGACUGGGAGAAUACGUCCACAGCCUCAUCAAUUGCAUCAGUAGCUGAGUACACAGGUCCAAAGCUAUUCAAGGAACCGAGUUCAAAGUCAAACAAACCAAUAAUUCAUAACGCUAUCUCACACUGCUGUCUUGCAGGAAAAGUAAAUGAGGCACAGAAAAACUCAAUACUUGAGGAGCUUGAGAAAUGCGAAGCUAACCAUUACAUCAUCUUGUUCCGUGAUGCGGGCUGCCAAUUCCGAGCACUUUAUGCUUAUUCCCCAGACUCUGAGGAGAUCCAGAAGUUAACUGGGACAGGGCCAAAAAACAUUAAUAAGAAGAUGAUCGACAAGCUUUACAAGUACAGUUCGGACAGAAAGCUAUUUAGCCUAAUACCUACUAAAACCAUGUCAGUCAGCGUGGACGCUAUCACAAUUCACAAUCACCUGUGGCAAGCCAAGCGGUCUGCAGUGCCAAAGAAACAGUCAACAGGAAAAUGAGAGGAUUUUUUUGCUGGUUCAUUUUGGAAGUUCUCAGACAUUCUCCCCUUGCAAAGUAGAUUGUGUUGAAAUCAGCAACUUUUCCAUUUGAUUUGGUGGCUAUUCAGUUUUGGGAGAGUACAAAUCCCUUCCGAUUCCGUUACAGAUGAGAGAAUUGAAACUUUUUUUUGUACAUGAAAUGUAAUGUACCCUACAGAGUACAGAGUGAAUAGUUGGGCCAUUUUUCUGAAGGAUUGUCAGUCUCUGGGUGCCAACAUCUGGCGGUACGUGACAGAAUUCUGGCUUAGUUUUCUGCGCUGGUUACUCUGGCUUGUAACUGUCUUUUCUUUGCAUGUGGCAAGUUUUCUAGCCAGUGGAUUCUUAAAAGUAUUUGUGGACAGUAGUUGUGAAAAGCCUCUUCUGCUUUUUCUUUCUUUUCCCUCUAUUCCUCCAUGGAGUGGUGUUGCCAUGAAGAUCGAGUAAUGCAGCAGCUAAGUUUGGCUUGAGAUUUACUUGAAAUGAUGGGUUUUGAAACACUGCUCUUACUACUGUACUGAUCUGAAAUCAAAACAAUACAGAAAGCCAUUUUCCUUCACUGGCUAAGAGAGUUCUGGUCUGACUUUCGUUUAACUGGGACUACGUGUACCAGUCAGACCGAUUCAAUAACUGCCACGAAGCCAACAACUACUGAAUUUCUGCAAUUCCAGAUGCUGCUUAAUUUUCUCCUUGUACUCUUGCCGUGAAGAAUGAUGGAUUGUGAUCUGUGUGUUUUAAGGCAGCAUCCUGACCGAUUUUAUCAAUAGCCAUAGCACUCUUGGUAUAGCAAUCACUCAAACGUAUGAACAAAACCACACAGGACAGCGAGAUGAUAGUGGAUGCAGAGAAUUGCCUCUUUGAAAGUCGGAUUUAUUAAACACUUGAAUUUGGCAUAUUUUAUAAGUGCCAUCGUUUUAGACAAAGCCUGUGUUCUGCAGUAAUGAUUGGGUGUUAAUUGUCCUGUAAGGAAGAUUGUUGUAGAAGUAGAGUAAUACCACACAGAGCACAGUAUUGCUGUAUGGAGGCACACUGAGAGGUCGCAAUCAAAUUUUAAUGCUUCUUAUUGAAUUGUGCAUUCUGAAAAUUUUCCAUCCUCUCAUUUCCCAAUGCUGUAUGAGCAGCAUGCUCUUGUAAGAGUGUACAUUCUUUUAAUCCUUAUUUUAUUUUGGGGUGACAGUAUUUAAUAUAUUUCAUAGCAGCUUAUUCUUUCAGGUGUCAUCCUUGACUAAUUUCUGCAAAAUGGACACUCAGCAGAAAUUCAUGAAACACAGCUUUUUCUUUCCCCUGUUCUGAAGUUUUUAACAUAACCUGUCGAGAGCUGUGUGUGUUCCGUUUAAAAUAAAAAAAAUCUUAAUAAUAAGUGGUAUAGUGGUAAAAUAAUUUGAUCGCUCUUGUACGUGUGGUCAUGGUGAUGAUCCUUAAAGCUGCAUCCAUUUCUCCAUUACUCAGCAGCAUUGUGCCAUCAUUCAGUGGCAAUGAACUAAACUAGGAUUAAGCUGCUUAGAUUGAAUUUCUCUUGUGCAUGUUCAUAGGGUCAGAACACUACCAACAUAUGAUAGUUUCUUAGAUAGGAACAUUUUUUUAAAGGCUUUAUGAAUAAUCAUAGCAUUUAAUUGCUGCUGUCUGUAGACAACUCAGUUUUUAAAAAAUAUUGAACAAAACAUACACUCCAAGCUUGAUCUGUAUGCAGAAAAGACAGCAGAGAGUUUGCAGUUGUAACCAAUUGCUGCAGUCAGGGUUAUGUGUAGGUUUGCCUAAAAUGGGGCAAUGCCUGACUUGAAAAUGGAGUCAGUCCCAUUUUGGGAGUGGGUAGAUUUCUCUAAGAAAAAAAAUCUUGUGGUUUAUUGAAAUGGUUCUUAUGAGGAUUUUACAUUUCCACAGUUUAAUUUUUUUAUUAACUUGUAGGGAAAAAAAAAACUAUUUAAAUGGGUUUUGCCUUUGUUGUCUCUCUCACCUCCCCUUAAAUUUUUUAUUGAGGCUAUGCACAAGCGAGUUCUGUUUGCUGAUGCACAGUUACUGUAUGCGAGAUGGGUUGUGUAUACUUAAAAAUGGUCAGCCAGAAGUCAGAAAGCACCAUGGAAAAAUAAGCAUAAAGCUAUUUGCAAGAAUUUUCAUUGGUUUGCUAGAUAUUUUAAUUACAGAAAUGUGAAUGGAAUAGUGUCAAAGAACUUUUUUUUUCCCUUUUAGAGCAGUGUUUAUGGUGCAUUGCUUUUUUUUACAACUGACUUUGCAAUGCAUCUGUUCAACCUGGUUGGUAAGGAAAUCAGCAAGCAUUUAAUUUUGCUGAUGACUUUUGGUGAGUGCGUGUUACAGAGGACUGAGUAUUGUGAUAAAUAACUAUAUGGUGUAGCAAUACCUGAAAUGUUUAAUCCUGAUUAACAGGGUCUUGAGAAGGAGGAGAUUAAAAAUGUGAGAACUUAACUUUUCAUCUAAGUAGUUUUCUAUAUGGAGACCAUUAUCUUGAAUGUAGGCCAACACUAAGCUAUUUGCAUGUUUGGUACCUGUAUUAAAAGGAUUCAUAUCUGUGCAACACUUAUGAGAGACUCAAGUAUUUAUACACAUUGUAAAUUCUCACUACUUAAUAUUUUAAAAGAUUUGAACUAUCUGUUGUGCUUUUUAUGUACCUUGUAUUCCUGUCAAUUAACAGUGCCAGAGAUGCAAAUACACCUGUGGAAGUUUGCUCUAAAAAUGCAUGGAGUUUCUCAUUAAAGUGAGAAUUUCCAAUUUUUUGACUGGUUUCUGACAUUUGAUUAAAAUGGGUGAAUAGUGCUCAUGAGCAACUACUAGAUAGUUCAUUUAAAGUUCACCUAAAUAUUUAUUGUAUCCUGAAUUCUUUCACAGGAUGUACAAGACAUUUAAGCUGAUUAGAUUUUGUUUUGCUUUUAUGGGUGUGAAACAUUUGUUUUCACCUGAUACCCAUGGACCCACGUGAGUUCCUUCCAGUUGUGUGCAGUGAUUUUUGUUUUAGCAAGUGAAAAUAAUCCAUGGAAGGCAAUAUGUCUGAUAUAAAGGCGCUUUUUUACAUAUAAAGGACAUUGAGGGAUGUGUGUUAUUAUGCAUUGUUUUUAACAUUGGCUUUGAGAUAUUUAGAAAUUGGCAACUACAGCAUAUUGGAUAACAUAUUAGUUAAAUGCAUUCCAAAUACUAGGAUCCAGAUUUAAUCAAGCCCAGGUUGAGGCAAUGCAAGUCUGCUGACUAGAAAUCUCCCAAAUGAAGUGAGUUGGGUCCAUAUAGGAUAAGUACUGUACGUAACUUGCCAUUAAGUAUAAUGCCCUGGUAUAAAAUAUGGCCCAACAAAGUGCUAUCUAAAGUAACAUUGGAAUAACAAAGUUUAUCCUAAAAGCAAAGUGUCCUUUAAUAACACCCUUUAUGUGAACUGUUUUCUCCUCUCUCCAGAAAGCUUUGCCACUUUGAAAAUCCCAUUAGCAACAGUGAAGAUAGUAAAUGUAUACAGCUUCAGCCAUGCUGUCAUAAUUUAAAUGGAUUGUGCAGACAGCAUAGAGAUUUCUAAUUACGUGCCACUCAGUAUUGCAAGUUUUCGUUUUUGGCGCGGAACUUUACUGCUGCCAUUACCAAACAUCUAUCAAGUUUAGCUAUGUUGCAUGUUACAAUAGUGAAGUCUUUUAAGACCCUUUAAAAUGCUUAUGCUUGUGGCUAGUGUUCACAGAGUUCAGACCAUUUGGCAAAACCAUGCAAUACUUGCAAAACUCUAAUUCCCCAUUAGGUAUGUAGGUGAAUCGGUAUGAUGGAAAGUGCAUUGUUUCUGUCACAAUCUGACGGUAAUCUUAUUACCCAUUUACCCAUUGCAGUUUUCUGUAUAACUAUUUUAAUCAUUAAAAUGGAUCCCCAAAAAUGCUGGCAACCUGAAAUUAGAACAGAAGAUACUAGAAGUAAUCAACAAGCUUACCCGCACAUGAAAAAGAGAGGAUAAUUAGUGCUUUGCUUAUGGACCCUUGGACACAUCUUGUAUCAGAGUCCAAUGAAAGAGCCUGUCCACAAAGCAUUUUUUGUAAACAUUAAGUACAUUUAACUUAAAUAUAUUUUUAACAUACACUGGUAAAUUGCCUAUGAUGUUGUCCAGACAGGGAUAAGUUGCCUCCACGUAUGCAAGCUGGUGAAUAGGGAAACUCCACAGUGGCACCCAAUGGCCAGAAUCUCCAUUGUUACAGUAAACUCUUCACAUGCAGGAUUUAAUUUCUAACUGUUUUAUGCAAUCAGUUUCAAAGUUAAAUGGUGAAAUAGAAGUGCGACCAAGAAUCAUGACAACAUUAAGUGUGUGCACAUGUAUGUUUUAAAUUGAUGUUCCUUCGUAUCAUUCAGUUAAAACCCAGUGACUGGCAGCCAAAGUAUAUAGUUGUAUCCUGCUGUAUGGUUAUAUCUGUCUCAGCACUCCUGUCAGCAAAACACUGGAACACUGAAAAUAGUAAGUGCUGAUAACAGACACUUAAAUGUGUUCCAAACUAUCUUGGGGUUAAGACAACUUGAUGAACUGCUGUUGGUUGCAUAUUGUUCUUGUAUCAUCACAAUUCCUUAAUGCAUGAGACUGGUUCAGAUUUUCUGAACAUCAUUAAUGAUAACCCAUUUAUUUUAAAUAAGAUAAUGCAGAUCAGGAAAUCCUGACCUGUUUUGCUUCAUGUAACUGUUGCCUAUUUUAUGUUACAUUCACAUGGUAACUUCCUGCCUGUUCAAAUAUUUUGAGCCCUUUGGUUUUCCAGUAAGUUUCAUACAUUUGAACCCAAAUCCUUUUUAAAAAUUAUUUGUAUAAUUAGAUGAUACCAACACUCCAAAAAGCUGCUUCUGUCUUUAACUCUUUUCCCUGAAUAAUUGAAAUAUUUUUAAAUUUCUUUAGCAAGCUGCAUGAAGUUUUUAAAACUGCCAAGUUUUCAUUUAGAAGUCUUACAGCAAUUUUUAAUAGCUGGUCCAAAACAGAUACAAGAGCCCUGAAGUUCAAAGUCACACGGACUCAAAACGUUACCUCUGUUGCUCUUUCCACAGAUGCUGCCAGACCUGCUGAGUUUUUUUCCAGCAUUUUCUGUUUUUAUUUUAGAUUUCCAGCAUCUGCAGUAUUUUGCUUUUAUAUCAUUGCGGUGGAGAAGGCCGGUCAAUUGUGACUUUUUUCAGAUAUUUUAGUUUUUAAAACAACGUGUUUAAAAAUGUCCAUGUUAAAUUCUUCGCAAAUUAAAAUGUAACUUGACAAAUCAUGAUUAAAUAGACUGCUGCAAAGGUAGUUUAAAUAGUAAAUCGUACAGAAAGUACAAUGUACAAGAGUACAAAGAAAAUUCCUCCUUAUACAGCUGCUAGUUAGCUGAUGGUGUUUUUUCUUGUUGCCCAAACAUGUAAAGUGAAAACAAUGGAAAUUAAAAAUUUUUACGUUGACAUGCAAACAUACCUCUCUCCUACCCAUAUUACUCUUAUGAAAACAAUGUUCCCUAGAGCUGAGCAUGCAGAGACAGCAUUGUGGAACUUUAAUGCAAAGUGCUUUAGGGGAGAAUUACUUAGUGUAAAGGAAGUGCAAUUAUCUUGAUCUUUUGAAAGGGAGAUGUUUUCAAAAUGAGCACUUUUUAAUGGACCAUAUUCAAAAAAAGCUGUCACAGUCCAAUGUAAUAGCGCACUAAUUACAGUUUACAUUGUAGUAAGCUACAGAUAUUAGGAAAACCAGGUUGCACUGAUGCAUUUGGUGAAAUAAUCUCAAGAUGUUGACAAUGGAGCUAACAAAUGCAAGUUUGUCUUCCACUGCUUUUUUAUUUUUAUUUGUGUAUUUUUAAAUCAUAAGUGUGACAUGGAUUGAGAGCUUGCAAUACAUUGCAGCAUCUUGUAAAUAAGUGUAUGAAUAUCUGGUCUGUUGGAACUGUAAAUACCUAAAGACUCCACAAUUGUUUUCUAAAGGUUUGAGUAUUACUACACAGAUCACAGUAAUGGCAUCAUUUUUUUUGUAACGUUACCAUGCUUCUCGUCAUCACGUAAAUGUUUUGUCCACUUGUAUGUUUGACAUAUAAAACAUAUUUAUUUUAAAAAGCACUGAAAAGUUAAUAAAGAGCUGUACUGA
This is a messenger RNA of Carcharodon carcharias (great white shark), 11487 nucleotides long. RefSeq names its product calmodulin regulated spectrin-associated protein 1b (gene camsap1b). The record is from RefSeq and is a predicted model, not a curated record. Lineage: Eukaryota; Metazoa; Chordata; Chondrichthyes; Lamniformes; Lamnidae. The transcript is spliced from 17 exons. The coding region runs from base 429 to 5426 and encodes 1665 amino acids. Gene Ontology annotation, cellular component: microtubule minus-end. Gene Ontology annotation, molecular function: calmodulin binding; microtubule minus-end binding; spectrin binding. Gene Ontology annotation, biological process: neuron projection development; cytoplasmic microtubule organization; negative regulation of microtubule depolymerization.